UGUCAGAAUAUCUGAGACCAUUUGAUUUUUAGUUUUUCUCUUACUCAGCACAAUUAUGGGCUGCUUAACUCACGGGGCUCUGGUGCUGUCCGUUCCUGCGCCUUCGUCCGCUAGCCGCCAACAUUCUGAAUUCGACCGUAUUCUUCAAUGCCGCUGGAAAGAGGCCGCGGAUGCAAGCGUCUGCUUUUAUCGUUUGAAUCGAAUCCAGAAUAAAAUCAUCCCCGGGCAGUACCAAUUUGUUGCGCAAUACAAUCCGGAAAAAUCGAAACCAGGAUGGAGAAGACCGAGUCAGAAUUUGCGGAAGGUCAAUCAAAGUUUUGAUCCGCUGCAAUUUCAUUUCAAUCAAAUUCAUGGAAGGGAAGUUGUGAUGGGUCCUGGAGAACUAUUGUUGGAUUCCGACAGCGAGGUUGAUACGUUUCUAAUCAUCAACAUGAGUCCACUUGAAUUUGGUAGUUGCCUGCUAGUUCCAAGAGUGUCGCAACACAUCCCCCAACGUAUGACACUUUACGGACUGGAACUCUUGCUAACAACAGUUCUCCGCAGCGCUGACCCUCGUUUCAAAGCCGGAUUUAGUAGUCCUGGAGGCUGCGCGUCCAUUAAUCACCAACAUUACCACCUGUACUACCUACAAGAACAGCUUUAUCUUGAAACAGCGCCAGUUGAACACAUUGUUGGUCCUUGCUUUACGUUGAAGGAUUACCCAGCCAAAGGAUUUGCUUUUCAACUUGACAAUGAUCCUACUCAACUGGCCAGACACGUAUUCACCUUGGCCGAUUACAUGAGGCAGAACGAAAUGGCGCACAAUAUGUUCAUCACACGCGGCACUCGCUUCAAGGGGUUAUCGCCCGACUCCUCCGACGACGUCCAUCGUGAAAUAAUUUACGACACAUUACGCGUAUUCCUUUGGGCGCGUGAACCUGCUUUCGGAGCGAAGAAAGAUUACGGUGGUAUGAAUCCCGCCCUGUGCGAGCUGGCCGGCCAUUUGCUCAUGACAGAUCACGAGGAGUUCGAGGCAACGACAGAAAAAAUGGUAUCGAAUAUCUUCGAGAAUUUGACAGCGUCAUUAUUUCAGCGCUUGCUCCCAAAAGUCCCUCAGUUGUUUCACGAUAGUUGUCGAGAUUCCUCCUAG
Messenger RNA from Daphnia carinata, 1129 nucleotides. RefSeq names its product GDP-D-glucose phosphorylase 1-like. The transcript is spliced from 7 exons. Gene Ontology annotation, molecular function: GDP-D-glucose phosphorylase activity. Bases 56 to 1129 code for a protein of 357 amino acids. Gene Ontology annotation, cellular component: cytoplasm. Gene Ontology annotation, biological process: glucose metabolic process. The record is from RefSeq and is a predicted model, not a curated record. NCBI's taxonomy places the organism in Eukaryota, Metazoa, Arthropoda, Branchiopoda, Diplostraca, Daphniidae.